AUGGCUCUCUCCGACAAGACCCGCGUGCGCAUCACGUACAAGAACAGCCACUACCUCGUCCCUGUGGAGUUCAUCCUGCGCGUGCACCCGGGCGGGUCGAAGCUCAUCCUGCCUUACGUGAACCAGGACAUUACUCGCGCCUUUGUGGAGGCGGGGCACUCCAACGAGGCAGUCCAGCUGCUCGAGCAGUGGAUGGAGGGCGUGGUGGCCGCGGACGGUGCCGGCGCCGCAAGGGGAGGAAGUGACGUCGCGGACGGCGACGGUGGGCUCAUGUCGGCGCGGUGGCGCGCUCCGUUUGCAGCCUGGACGGAGUCAGAAGUCGUCCACGCCCCGUCCAGUGCGCUGUGGGACGCGCUUGUGUACGGCAUUGCGGGGGCGACGACUAUGGCUGCUGUCCUGUGUCGCCAAUUAAAAACCGCUCAAGGUUAUUAA
Molecule: messenger RNA, 432 nt
Organism: Leptomonas pyrrhocoris
Lineage: Eukaryota; Euglenozoa; Kinetoplastea; Trypanosomatida; Trypanosomatidae
Exons: 1
Coding region: 1-432 (143 amino acids)
Source: RefSeq, a predicted model, not a curated record